UAUAAAUGGCGCCCAACCUCGAACAUCGGAGCCAACUCGGCCGUAGGCAUCAGUCACACAUACUCACUACUCACUAAUCUGGUCGUACUGUCCUACAAUACAGGGCAGAGAAAACUGCCAAGGGUUGUCGUCGAUGGACGCGGAGGCCAGCGCCGGUGUCGCCGUAGCUGCAGCACCACAGGGCAAGGCGUGGGAGUGGGAGGGGCGGGUGGUGUCGGCGGUGCCCGCGGCAACGGCGGAGGAGGCGUGGGCGCUCCUGUCGGACUUCCUGGCGUUCCACCGGUGGCACCCGCGCGUGCCGAUAUGCCGUUUGGCAUCUGGCGCCGCUGCACCGGCCGCCGGGUGCGUGCGGUACUGCGAGGGCACCCCGCCCGGCGACGGGAGGCCGGCGGACUGGGCGCACGAGACGCUCAUCGAGCACGACCAGGCGCGCCGCUUCUUCCGCUACGAGAUGAACGACAACAACAUGGGCUUCGGCGCCUUCUUCGCCGCCUUCCGCGUCGUCCCGGCCCCGGCGCCGGCCGCCGGGUGCGAGCUGCGGUGGGAGUUCCAGUGCGAGCCCGUGCGCGGCACGCCCAAGGAGGCGCUCGUGGCGCGCCUUCAGGCCGGGCUCGACGGCAUGGCGGCGCGUGUGCGCGAGCACGUCCUGUCCGCGCGCGCCGCCGCCGCAGCAGCCCCCAGCGUGGCGGCCGGGUUGGAGGCCGCCGAUGAGCUCAGGCUGGAGAACUCUAUCGCCGUCUGAGCUUGUGAACGCUUUGGACGUACUCACGUCACUAGUACACGUGUACCACAGUACCUGCAGUGUACCACGUACUGACGUACGUAUGAUAUAUGUUCCGGUUGUGAUCGUCCUGUUUCUUCUCGCGGCACUACGUUAUCCGGUGGUACUUCUUCCUCUCUUGUUGUGUUCUAGGCCUUGCCGACUUGGCAUCAUCAUGUAUAUAUGUAUGUACGUACCUACCGUUUACUAAUACGGAAGGACUCCUGUACUGUACGUACUCAGUAUAAACGUACGAUACCGUAAUGUAUGGAAGUCAUCAAAUGUCCAGUUUUUUUCUUUUUACCAAGUGCAUGUGCAUUGCAUAUCUGUCAUGAAAAAGUUUAGAUGGGUAUAAUCUUUGCCCUUUACCUGUUCUUAUAUACUACCUAUGUCCAUAAAUA
Messenger RNA from Lolium perenne, 1161 nucleotides. RefSeq names its product lachrymatory-factor synthase-like. The record is from RefSeq and is a predicted model, not a curated record. NCBI's taxonomy places the organism in Eukaryota, Viridiplantae, Streptophyta, Magnoliopsida, Poales, Poaceae.